Messenger RNA from Centropristis striata (black sea bass), 1877 nucleotides. It is a transcript of the gene golga7, whose product is annotated as golgin A7. Lineage: Eukaryota; Metazoa; Chordata; Actinopteri; Perciformes; Serranidae. The record is from RefSeq and is a predicted model, not a curated record. Bases 140 to 574 code for a protein of 144 amino acids. Gene Ontology annotation, cellular component: Golgi stack; palmitoyltransferase complex. Gene Ontology annotation, biological process: peptidyl-L-cysteine S-palmitoylation; protein targeting to membrane; Golgi to plasma membrane protein transport. The transcript has 6 exons.
UUUGAGACCCCUGGUUUAAAUAAAAGAUUGUGCUGACUGAAUAGCACUCAAAGGACAUUUUAUGUGAAAACCGUGGACCGGAAGUGGUGUUGGGCUGGUGGAGGCGCUACGCAGCAGAGCUCCAGGGGAAAGGUCCACUAUGGCUGAGACCCACAGUUUACAGGACCUCCAGCAGCCAGCUGUCUCCUCCAAGGUGUUUGUCCAAAGAGACUACAGCUCAGGAACCAUCUCCAGGUUCCAGACCAAGUUCCCCUCUGAACUUGAGUCAAGGCUUGAUAAGCAGCAGUUUGAGGAAACUAUCCAGACCCUAAACAACUUGUAUGCAGAGGCAGAAAAACUAGGGGGGAAGUCUUACUUGGAAGGCUGUCUGGGUUGUGUAACUGCCUAUACAAUAUUCCUUUGUAUGGAGACACACUAUGAAAAGGUGUUAAAGAAGAUUGCUAGGUUCAUUAAGGACCAGAAUGAAAAGAUAUAUGCUCCCAGAGGUUUGCUGUUGACUGACCCCAUUGAGAGAGGCCUCAGAGUCGUUGAAAUUACCAUCUUUGAAGACAGAAGUAUUGGCUCCGGAAGAUAAAAACCUUGGGGCUGAUGACUCUGACCAGAUAUUCUUCAAUUGUCUGGCAGCACAUACUCAAAUUUCUGCUUAACCUGAAUGGAUGUAUAUAAUUUUGAUCUGAUUUUUCUCUGUUAUUUAUAAAUACUCUACUGUCUGCUCUUCCUUAUAUGUUUGUAAUUGUGUUUUCAUGUCUUUUUAUACAUGCAGUGAUGUAUAAAUUCUGUCCUUGUUGAUGAAGAUUGGUCUUUAUGAACAGUGCCAUUGUGUUAAAUAACAUUUUUUUGGAUUGUGGUGAAUAUAAGUGAUUUACUUGUUUAUUUUUUGGCAAAUAAUGAAAAGUCAAAAAGUGUAGUCACCAAGAACUGUGAUGAGAAUAUGGAAGGAGUGGUUGGUACAGUCUGCAAACAGUCAUUAUGUUAUGGGCAGUGCUCCACAGUAUUAACAGGCUGGUUGUUGCCUUUGGAAGAUGUUUUCUUUUCUGCGCAUGACUGUGAUUUUGUUGGGGGUGGGGUGGGGUGGGGUGGUUCAUUGCUUGUAAAACAUGAACAUUGAAAGUUCUGAACUGGAAUUUUGUGAAUGAAGAUGGAGCAUGUUUAUUGUUAAGUCCAUCACAAAGUAACAAUACCUCAUGUCACUUUCCAUCUCUCUGUCAUAUUACAAGGUCACAAUCUCCCAAAUCACAUUCAACAGUCCUGGUACAUGUUUCUCAUAAGAUCUACUAUCUAUUGUUUAAUCUAUCUAUUGUGAAUGCCAUCCCCAUUUCCAUUAUCACCACAGAACACCACAGAAACCUUAAACGCUCCCAACUUCACAGAUGAUUGCUCUUGUUUGUGUUUAAUACAGCUGAUGUACUUUUCUUACAAAUGUUAUUCUGUUUUAUCUGAAUAAAUAGCCUUUUCCUGAAAUAUGUACAGUAUAGCUCCUUUUGUUUAACCUAUUUUCAACAUCAAAGUGCAUAACGCUAUGAAGAGUAUAAGAGGUAGCAUUGUUUGUGGGCACUGGAUUCCAGAAUUGGUGUUUGGUUUGAAUAAGUAUUUCUACAUAAACUGUAAUGGCAUUUCACUUUUGUUUGGUUUCGGUUAGGUGUGUCACAAAAGACUUAAACUGACAAUAAUUGUAAUAAAAAAGAAAAGAAACAUUGAAAUAUUAAUAAUUGACACUUGACAAUAUUGUGUAAACAACGAGUGCCUGGUAAUUAUUUCCUUUUCUUUAUGUUUCCACUUUGUUAUAUAGUUGUGGUUACAGACUCUGACACUGUAUUUUCAUUGUAAUUUCUUUUGACAAAAAGACAAUAAUGCAAAAUAAAACUAAGGAUGAUCUU